AUGGCUAGUAUUGCAUCGUCAGCGCUGAGGUCGGCGAGCCGCCUGGGCUCCAGCCCAACGGUUGCUGCGGCGUCGCUGCGAGGAAUUCAGCGAGCUGCCCUGGUGGCGGCUACGAGGAGGAGUGGGAGGCGGGGAUACGUGACCGAGUCUAAGAGGGAUAAUGCGCGGGUCGAGACAGCUAUCAAGCUGGAUAGGAAGGACUUUGUGGACAUCCCUCCUGCGUCGCUGGAUGCUUCCUCGCCUAACAUGAAGGUUAGCCCGAUGGCUGAGGUCCUCAAGACCGCGGCCGUGAUGGAGGAGGGCCAGAGGCCUAUCUACCUCGAUAUGCAGGCCACCACGCCUGUUGACCCCCGUGUUCUUGAUGCGAUGCUGCCGUUUUACGUCGGCGAGUUUGGCAACCCCCACUCAAGAACGCAUGCUUACGGCUGGGAAAGCGAGAAGGCUGUUGAGGAAGCCCGAGAGCAUAUUGCGAAUCUGAUUGGCGCCGAUCCCAAGGAGAUCAUCUUCACCAGCGGCGCCACGGAGAGUAACAACAUGAGCAUCAAGGGCGUUGCUCGAUUUUUUGGCCGAUCCGGCAAGAAGAAGCACAUUGUCACCACCCAGACUGAGCACAAGUGCGUGUUGGACAGCUGCAGGCAUUUGCAGGAUGAAGGAUUCGAAGUCACCUAUCUGCCUGUUCAGAGCAAUGGCUUGGUCAGCAUGGCGGAUCUUGAAGCUGCUAUCCGGCCUGAGACGGCCCUGGUCAGCAUCAUGACUGUCAACAACGAGAUUGGAGUUAUUCAGCCGGUUGAAGAAAUUGGCAAACUCUGCCGCGAGAAAAAAGUCUUUUUCCAUACAGAUGCAGCUCAAGCUGUUGGCAAGAUCCCGAUUGACGUCAACGCCAUGAACAUUGACCUCAUGUCCAUCUCAUCACACAAGAUCUAUGGUCCCAAGGGCAUUGGCGCAUGCUAUGUGCGGAGACGACCCAGGGUUCGUCUCGACCCCAUCAUCACUGGUGGUGGACAAGAGCGUGGUCUUCGAAGCGGUACCUUGGCACCACCAUUGGUUGUUGGCUUUGGCGAGGCCUGCCGUGUUGCCAAAGAAGAGAUGGCGUAUGACUCAAAGAGGAUCAAGUACCUAUCAGAUCGAUUAUUAGGCGGACUGCUGGGUAUGGAACACACAUCCCAGAAUGGCGACGCCAAGUCAUUCUAUCCCGGCUGUGUCAAUGUUUCAUUUGCUUACGUCGAGGGCGAGUCCCUAUUGAUGGCACUCAAGGAUAUUGCUCUGUCUUCGGGCAGCGCGUGUACUUCGGCCUCACUUGAACCCAGCUACGUGCUCCGAGCGCUUGGAAACAGCGACGAGAAUGCACACAGCAGCAUCCGGUUUGGUAUCGGCCGCUUUACCACAGAGGAAGAGAUCGAUUAUGUAUUGAAGGCAGUUCAGGAGCGUGUUACCUUCCUGCGCGAGCUUAGCCCCUUGUGGGAACUUGUGCAAGAAGGCAUUGACCUGAACACGAUCCAGUGGAGCCAACAUUAA
Messenger RNA from Trichoderma gamsii, 1515 nucleotides. RefSeq names its product cysteine desulfurase. Gene Ontology annotation, molecular function: cysteine desulfurase activity; pyridoxal phosphate binding. Gene Ontology annotation, biological process: [2Fe-2S] cluster assembly. Gene Ontology annotation, cellular component: mitochondrion; cytosol; nucleus. The record is from RefSeq and is a predicted model, not a curated record. The transcript is spliced from 3 exons. NCBI's taxonomy places the organism in Eukaryota, Fungi, Ascomycota, Sordariomycetes, Hypocreales, Hypocreaceae. Bases 1 to 1515 code for a protein of 504 amino acids.